Styela clava is the source of this 1630-nucleotide messenger RNA. RefSeq lists its product as uncharacterized. The record is from RefSeq and is a predicted model, not a curated record. Lineage: Eukaryota; Metazoa; Chordata; Ascidiacea; Stolidobranchia; Styelidae.
UUAUCAUAUUAGCCUAACUAAACAGAGAAAAAUGACGGAAUGUGCCCAGGUGCAGCAACGCCCAUCCGAAGACUCUGACAUGAGUGGACUUCUUGAUGGACUUUACAGUCUUAUCGAUGACGUAAAUCAACUUUCUCUUCAAACGAAAGAAAAUUUAACAAACAUAAUACACCAGACUUCAAGUGAUGAUGAUAUUAGUAGUGACGAUUCGGAAGCUGAAGACGAAGUAACUCAACAACAGGAGACAAUGGAAGAUCUUCAGAAUGAAAUGUCUCAACUUGAAAUUAGCGAAGAAGCAAGCACACUUGAGACUUUAAUUUUGAUAGUUGAGCAUUACGCCAAGGCAGGGGAUACAGACGGAUUUCAGAAGAAUGUCAGGCGACCAGAUCUGUGGUUGAUGACAUUGCCACGUCCCAAAGUUAGUGACAUCACAAGAAUGGCUGACAAUCUUGUUGGGCAAAAUUUUCCAUUUCGGGCGGCGCUUAUGUACAAAUGUGCAUGUACCUUGUAUAAGUAUGAAUAUGUGCACUAUCCUUCAGCUGAUGAGGUAGGGUCCGAUACCAUCAUACCAAACGUAGCACUACGAGGUAUAGAAGAAUGUAUGAAAAACGUUCUCAAGAUUAUGUUGUCAAUAUUUGAAAAAGAUGAAUAUGAAAUAUACUUCCCCCAUUUUGUACCAAUUGCAUAUGACAUGCUUACAAAUCUGAGAGAGAUUCAUCACACCGAUCGGAAACUCAAAGCGGACAUUGAAAUGUGGGGUAUGCUUUACAUUGCUGUUAUGCAUGGCAAACUGAAGCAAGUUACAGAGAUGCACGAUGUGGCAGACACUGUGGUUGAAACAAUCUUGAGGCGAUUUAAAAGUAAAGCUCGGCGACGUUCAGUGUACGGAAUUGGCUUAUUGGCGCUGUCGACGUCUCAGUGUCUUCAAAAUAAACGGAGCGAAGGUUCUGAAUCUUCCGGAGAAGCUAUAAAAUCCCUCCAAGAUGCAGAAGAUUUUCCAACUUGGGAUGACAAAGUCAGAAUUGUAGAAAAAGCAGGAAAGUAUUUUGAAGACAUCGAAAAGCUUAACGCGUAAACUAUUAAACUCAAGUGGCUAGAUAGCAGAAAGAAGUUGAAAUUUGGUUGACCAUUUAUACACGAUAUCAUAUUCAUAUUCAUUCUUGGCAUUGCUCCGAACCAACAUAACAUAGAUCUUUUGUGUCGUCGUUGCAUUCAAAAACUAUCAAUUGACAUUUAUCUUGAAAAUCUGCACUAGUCAAGCAAUCUAUUUCUGGGUGAUUAUUUUAGGUCAUUAAAUUUGUAGAAAAAACAGUUCAACGUUGGCAAAGAAUCAGCAUUGUUUAAUUCAUUGGGUAUUCCAACUUGGCUGUCACUUCAAUGCUUCAUUAAAAAAUUAAGUUGUCGCUUGUGGUUUCAUAACUCAACGAUUACAGCUUUGAAGUUUAUUCUCACUGUAUUAGCACACUGUUGAUUGUAUUUUCUAGAACAUGUAGGAUACAACAUAUCCCCUUUUUUCACUGUUAAUAGCCUUUGCAAGUUGAAAGAAAAUAUAAAAGUGCAAACGAUUUGUAAUUGUUCUAGUUGUUGAAUUGUUGUAUCAUACAUAUUAGCAAAAAUGGAACUGUGUGCU